Messenger RNA from Naumovozyma dairenensis CBS 421, 1722 nucleotides. RefSeq names its product translation initiation factor eIF2B subunit gamma (gene GCD1). Gene Ontology annotation, biological process: cytoplasmic translational initiation. The transcript has a single exon. Bases 1 to 1722 code for a protein of 573 amino acids. Gene Ontology annotation, cellular component: guanyl-nucleotide exchange factor complex; eukaryotic translation initiation factor 2B complex. The record is from RefSeq and is a predicted model, not a curated record. Gene Ontology annotation, molecular function: translation initiation factor activity; guanyl-nucleotide exchange factor activity. Lineage: Eukaryota; Fungi; Ascomycota; Saccharomycetes; Saccharomycetales; Saccharomycetaceae.
AUGCCAAUCCAAGCUUUCAUUUUCUGUGGGAGAGGCCACAAUUUGGCUCCAUUCACUCGUCAAUCUUCCGCUACUACCACCACCACCACCACUACUACUACUACUACUACUACUACAACUACUUUAAGCAAUGAGAGCAAAGAGACCUCUGUAGUUGACGCUGCAUCCAUUGCUAUUGCUAAGGGUCCCUUCUUACCAAAGGCACUAUUACCAAUUGCUAACAGACCUAUGAUAGAAUACGUUUUGGAUUGGUGUGAUCAAGCAAACUUUGCAGAGAUUAAUAUCGUCGCUAGUGUAGAAGAAUUACCCAUCAUUAAGAAAGGUUUAAUCCCCUUCAUGACAUUAAGAAAUCAACAAUUCGAAUUGAUUUCUAAAUCUUUAUCCCUUUCGAACCAUACUCAUCAUUUACAACAAUUGAAAUCAAUCAAUUUCAUCCCGUCCAAGACAUCAUCCACAGGUGAAUCAUUACAAAAGGAAUUAUUAGACAAAAUAUACACCGAUUUCGUCCUUUUACCUUGUGAUUUCUUAACAGAUAUACCUCCACAAAUUUUUAUCGAUCAAUAUCUAAACAGAGAUGAUGAUAACUUAGCAAUGUCUGUAUAUUACAAAAAUUCAUUGGACGCAACAAUAAAUGAUAAGAAACAAUUAAAUAAAUUCCAAAAAAAAUUCUUUACCAUUUAUAGUGAAAAUGAAAACUCUGAAAAGCAACCAAUCUUAUUAGAUAUUUAUUCUAAAGAUGAUGUAACAAGAAGUAAAUAUUUACAAGUAAGAUCUCAUCUCUUAUGGAAAUAUCCAAACACAACUGUAUCCACUAACUUAAAUAAUUCAUCCAUUUAUUUCUGUUCGUACGAACUUGUUAAAUUAUUGACUCCCACAACAACCUCGAAUAAUAAUAACGACAGAGCUGAUUCAGUACCAUCAACCGCAACAACAACAUCAUCAUCAACAAAUGUCAACGAAGGAGAAACAACAGAUUCCACUUCAAUAAAACCAUCAUAUUUCAAAAAGUCAAAUGAAUUAAUUAAAGACCCAAUAAAUUGUAACAAACCUCUUUCCAAAUUAUUCAGAGAUUUAUCAAGAAGAUCAUGGCAACAUUCUCACCCCAGAGAAACAAUCUCAAUCUUCAUCUUACCACCCACAACAUCAUUCUUCAUAAGAUCAAACAAUUUAAUUAACAUGAUGGAAUCCACACGUUUCAUCCUAAAGAUCAAAUCUCAUUCCACCACUACGGCACCGGCAUCAUCAUCUUCAUCAAUCGGGUUGGAUUCAAUCGUGGAUCCAAGUUGUAAAAUUAAAGAUAAGAGCAGUAGUGUAAAAUUAUCAACAAUGUCAUACGAGGGGAUCAUUGGUGCUAAAUGUCGUAUCGCCGGGUCCAUCUUAUUCCAUGGUGUACAAUUGGAUGAUGAUGUCAUUCUGGAAAAUUGUAUUAUUGGACCUAAUGUAAAGAUUGGUAAGAAGGCUAAAUUAUCAAAUUGUUAUGUGGAAGGAAAUUAUAUUGUCGAACCAAAGGGGAAUUUUAAAGGAGAAACUUUAUCUAAGGUUGCCCUUGAGGAAGAAGAUAUCGCUAUUGAUAGUGACAAUGAGAAUGCCCUGGAAAUGAGUAGUGAUGAAAAUGGAAGUAGUGAUGGUACCAGCGACGACGACGAGGAUGAUAAUGAUGAGUCGGAAGAAUAUUCUGAAGACGAAGAAUUCGAAGAUGAUGGUUUGUUUGACCGUUCAUAG